AUUCAUCACGUAAUUUCAAAUCGAACCUUCGAAAAUCGAAAUCUAAUGGCGUCGUCGCCAUUAACAACAAAACCUCUGCUCUCCUCCAACUUCUUCGGCGCCCAAAUCUUCAUCUCUCCACCCACCCCCAAAACCACCACACUCCCCAGAAGAUUCCUCCUCCCUCAAUCGAUUCUCAACAGGAGAAUAAUUUCAGACAAAUCGACGAAGAGCAACAACAACAACAUCACGAAUCACGCAGCUCUAGCUGCUCUCCUUUUCUCCUCAAUCACUCCGCAAGCGUUCGCGUUGGACAAUUCUCCACCGCCCGCUCCCCAAGUGAUCGAAAUCGAAGCCCAGAAGGCUGUCCAAUCAUCGCCCGUUGCUCAGAAUCUGGUACUGAAUGCUCCGAAACCACAGGCCCAGUCCAAUUCCGAUCUCCCCGAGGGCAGCCAGUGGCGCUACAGUGAGUUCCUGAACGCGGUGAAGAAGGGCAAAGUCGAGCGAGUGAGGUUCAGCAAAGAAGGAAGCACGCUCCAGCUCACCGCCGUCGAUGGCCGCCGCGCCGCCGUCGUCGUCCCCAACGACCCGGACUUGAUCGACAUUCUGGCCAUGAACGGCGUCGAUAUUUCCGUCUCCGAGGGCGAAUCGGAAAACGGCCUGUUUAGUAUCAUCGGUAAUCUGUUCUUCCCGAUCCUCGCCUUCGCCGGGCUUUUCUUCCUCUUUCAACGUGCACAAGGUGGGCCCGGCGGCGGUCCGGGGGGUCUAGGUGGGCCGAUGGAGUUCGGCCGGUCCAAGUCCAAGUUCCAGGAAGUCCCCGAAACCGGAGUCACAUUCGCCGACGUGGCAGGUGCCGACCAAGCCAAGCUAGAACUGCAAGAAGUGGUCGAUUUCUUGAAAAACCCUGAUAAGUACACCGCCCUGGGCGCGAAGAUCCCGAAAGGCUGCCUCCUGGUGGGCCCACCUGGUACAGGAAAAACCCUCCUGGCGAGGGCGGUUUCCGGCGAAGCUGGUGUACCGUUCUUUUCCUGUGCGGCGUCGGAAUUUGUGGAGCUUUUUGUAGGUGUUGGAGCUUCGAGAGUGAGGGAUCUGUUCGAGAAGGCAAAGGCGAAAGCUCCUUGCAUUGUGUUUAUUGAUGAGAUUGAUGCUGUGGGGAGGCAGAGAGGGGCCGGGAUGGGCGGAGGGAAUGAUGAGAGAGAGCAGACGAUUAAUCAGCUCUUGACUGAAAUGGACGGGUUUUCGGGUAAUUCCGGUGUUAUUGUGCUGGCGGCUACUAAUAGACCGGAUGUUCUUGAUUCGGCUUUGCUCAGGCCUGGGAGAUUCGAUAGACAGGUUACUGUUGACAGGCCGGAUGUUGCUGGUAGAAUCAAGAUUCUUCAGGUGCAUUCGAGAGGAAAGGCGCUUGCAAAGGAUGUCGAUUUCGAAAAGAUAGCUAGAAGAACACCAGGUUUCACCGGUGCUGAUUUACAGAACCUAAUGAACGAGGCAGCCAUUUUUGCAGCAAGGCGUGACCUCAAGGAAAUAAGCAAAGACGAGAUAUCCGAUGCCCUCGAGAGAAUCAUUGCUGGACCGGAGAAGAAAAACGCAGUCGUCUCCGAAGAAAAGAAAAGGCUCGUUGCUUAUCAUGAGGCGGGGCAUGCAUUAGUUGGUGCUUUGAUGCCGGACUAUGAUCCAGUGGCCAAGAUGUUGGUAGUCAAUAUUUGGACAGGAAAUGUAACAACAGGGGCAUCGAAUGACUUCAUGCAAGUUUCGAGGGUCGCUCGACAGAUGGUUGAGAGAUUCGGAUUCAGCAAAAAGAUCGGACAAAUCGCCAUUGGUGGUGGGGGUGGAAACCCCUUCCUUGGUCAGCAGAUGUCGAGCCAGAAAGACUACUCCAUGGCAACAGCGGAUGUGGUGGAUGCAGAAGUGAGGGAGCUUGUAGAAACAGCAUACGGUAGGGCCAAAGAACUCAUCACUACACAUAUCGACAUUCUACACAAGCUUGCUCAGUUGCUGCUCGAGAAAGAAACUGUCGAUGGUGAAGAAUUCAUGAGCCUUUUCAUCGAUGGCAAAGCCGAACUAUUCGUCUCCUAAUUCUCUACUCAAAUUCUAGCAUACUAAUUACCUGUAAAAACAUCCAUAAGAGAUGAUAAAUUUUAUUCAAAAAGUCGUCACCAUAUUAUACUCGAAAGUUAAUGUAUAUGUUUUUUCUCCUC
This is a messenger RNA of Erythranthe guttata (spotted monkey flower), 2174 nucleotides long. The record is from RefSeq and is a predicted model, not a curated record. Lineage: Eukaryota; Viridiplantae; Streptophyta; Magnoliopsida; Lamiales; Phrymaceae.